UGGCGCUCCGUCAGCGGUCACUCUAAAGUGAGCAGCGAUUUUCAUCCGUUAAAACUGCUUAAGUUUUCCUCAUAUUUCGGGCCCUGCGCCACGGCAGUUCACUUUUGUUGGUGGCUCGAGUGCGACGGCAACGGAAAACGCUUUUCCAGGCAAAGUGCGUCAUUAGUUGCCUGCAAGUCAGCCAGAGCUAUUACUUGUAAUUGCGCUGCAAAGUGCGUAAUUAGAGCUUGAGGGGAAAACUGCGUUUUCCGCAAAUCCAGAACGUGUUCCAUAUUUUUAAAAACAUACAAAUCAAACCGCGUUUCGUCAACCGCCGUCCCGCUUAGGCAGUACAAUUAAAAAUAAAAACAAUACCAAAUACAAAUCUACAAGUUGACGCGAAAAAAACAAUAGGACUAUCGUUCAGUAAUUAGUGCAGCCGCCAAAGAAAGGAAUCCGUAUCCGAGAUGGCGUUCAUUUCAAAAGAUUUUCGGUCGCCGGGCGAAACAUGGAUCAAAACCGAUGGCGGCUGGGAGAUGUCCAAGGUGCUGGAGUGCGGCGGCAAGCGGAAACGUCACCACUCGGAGGGAAGCAGUAGCAGCUACCAGGAUGCGAGCAGCGACAGUUCAACGGAGGACGAGUCGGCGGGGAUGCCGCCACAUUACCACAUUACCAUCCGGUGUACACGUGAGAUCGCCGGAUUCAAUGGUCUGAGUGAGGCUGUGAAGCGGCUGGACUUCCGCCGAUCGGUGCGGGAUCGGAAACGUUUCCACUACAUCUGUGCUUUCCUGCUGCUCGUCUCCAACAAGGGUAUUGCCAGUCUGCCAGGCAGUGCCCAGCGCCAGCUCCUCCAAAUGGUUGAGGAAGUGGCCUCCCAUGUAAAUGACAGUCAGCAGCAUCCGAAUGUGCUUCGGGGUCUGGCGCUGAAGCUGGAGCACAUCGUUAACCAGGAGAAUCAGAAGUGCUGGGGCAAGCCGCUGGGUAGCACCUAUCUGUGGAAGGAACAUAUGGCCACCAUCAAGCGAAUUCAGCGUGUGGCCAGCCAGAUCGAGAUACGGGAGCCCGAUCCCGAGGCCAAGCCCAAGCUGCACGAGCUGCCGGAGGAGUGUGUGCGUGAGAUUAUUCUGUGCAUCGCUGACCAUAGGGACCUGGAGUCUGCCGCCAAGGCAUGGGACACCAUGGCCAAACUGGUGUCCGAGCAGCGCAUCUGGCGUGAGCUGACGCGCUUCCACUUCAAUCAGCGGCAGAUUCAUACCAUUCUCGACCUGGACAAGUUCAAGCAGAUGGGUGAGAUCAAGGACUGGAAACAGAUCUACCACCAGUUGCGCCGAACGUACGGUGUUAACGAUGACUACCAGUUCGCCGAGGUGCUGGCCCUGUGCCGUUCUUGCUGCUGCCUCUUCUGGCCCUCGGACGGACAUCCGUGCAUCGUGGACCAGAGUCCUGACUACAAGCAGCGAGUGGAGGAGGCGGGUGGCCAGCUGGCGCUGGCCCAGCCUGUGCCCCCGGCCCAGUUUCUUAAGUACUUCUCGUUGUAAGACCACGACGGAUCUGACCAAGGGAGAGAGAUUAGAGAUAGAGAUCGAUAUGUAUUUUUACGGAGAGAGGCGUGGUUGGCGUGAAUGGUGUCCCUGUCCAUGGAUAAGUUGUUUGGCUGCGAGUGAGUCUUUAUGUGCAUGUUAAAGUUUUACCCUAAGAGAGGAGAGGAGAGAAGAGGAUGAGGGAGGUGGAGGAGGAAUGGAUCAGAAAGCAAAGUGAUAAAGAUAUCCCUUAUCUAUAACUACAUUAUAAUCGUUUCGACUGGUUUGCAGUUUUUUGCAGGUUAAGAUUCAGAUUCUAGUUCAGUUCUUUGCCUUUGCCAACUCUCUUUUUGUAUUGUUACCAGUUUAUAGGGUCGAAGUCUGAACCACGAUCUGUGCAGGACCGAAGAUUACUAUUAGUUGUGUAGAGUUGACGCUAUUGUUCGACGCGACUCGCGUGUCAGGGUCCAAUUCGGGGUCGCUACUCAUUGAUAUCCUUGAGAUUGCAGUUGUUAUAGACUUUUUAAGGACACGCAAA
Drosophila serrata is the source of this 2037-nucleotide messenger RNA. RefSeq names its product F-box only protein 32. Gene Ontology annotation, molecular function: protein binding. The record is from RefSeq and is a predicted model, not a curated record. Gene Ontology annotation, cellular component: cytoplasm; nucleus; SCF ubiquitin ligase complex. NCBI's taxonomy places the organism in Eukaryota, Metazoa, Arthropoda, Insecta, Diptera, Drosophilidae. Gene Ontology annotation, biological process: protein ubiquitination.